AUGCCUGUUGUUCAGGAAAUUGUCCAGAAUUCAGGUACAGGUUUUACUUCGAGUGCAGGACUGGCCCGGUUGGGCAAGGCCAGGGUUGCCUGGGGGGACGUUACUCAUCCCGGGUUCAGGGUGUGCAAAAGCAAUGGCUCGGCCGGGAACGGAGGGCGUGGGAAAGGCUAUUUCUCCUUUGGGGUAGGAGGCUUCAGUAGGGAUCACGCAGUCCCACUGGGCCCUGCACCCCCAGGAGCGCAGGCUCUGGAGUGCUACAGCUGUGUGCAGAAAGCAGAUGAUGGGUGCUCUCCGCAGAAGACCAAGACCGUGAAGUGCGCACCCGGUGUGGACGUCUGCACAGAGGCCGUGGGGGCGGUGGAGACCAGUGAGUGUGGGCCCCUGGUCCAGGCCGUCUGUCAACCUGUCCGCCCCCUCGGAGUAAGGCCUCUGAGGUUGCGCCCCUCUGUCUGUGAUUCUUUCCCCUGCAAUCUGCUCUUUCGGAGGCCCCAGCCCUCCGACUCUGGGCUGGCUAUCCUCGGGUGCGGAUCUACUGGAGGCCCCGCCCCUAAUGCCCCGCCCGCUGACCCCUCCCUUCCCCCUUCGGCAGUCCACGGACAGUUUUCAGUGGCAGUGAGGGGCUGCGGAUCGGGACUCCCGGGCAGGAAUGACCGCGGACUGGACCUGUACGGGAUGCUGGCCUUUAUCCAGCUGCAGCAGUGCUCCCAGGACCGCUGCAAUGCCAAGCUCAACCUCACCUCGCGAGUACUCCACCCCGCAGGCAAUGAGAGUGCAUCCGAGCCCAACGGUGUCGAGUGCUACAGCUGCGUGGGGCUGAGCCAUGAGGCGUGCCAGGGUACGGCGCCGCCUGUCGUGAGCUGCUACAACGCCAGCGACCGCGUCUACAAGGGCUGUUUUGAUGGCAACGUCACCUUGAUGGCAGCUAACGUGACUGUGGCCUUGCCUGUCCAGGACUGCAUCCUGGACGAUUUGUGCACCCGGGAUUCCGUGACAGGCCCAGAAUUUACCCUCAAAGGCUCCUGCUGCCAGAGAUCCCGCUGUAACUCCGACCUCCAAAACAAGACCUACUUCUCCCCGCGGCUCCCGCCCCUUGUCCUGAUGACGCCUCCUCAGCCCACCACUCUGGCCCCGACCACCUCUGUCACUACUUCCAUGCCACCCCCGACCACCCGCACCUCCACCUCGAAGCCCCCUCCGGCCCCAACCAGCCGGACUCCUCCACAGGAAGCAGAACCCGAGAUCUCCCAGGAUGAGGACUCCAGCGUGGCCGGAAGUGCUGCUGGCCACCAGGACCGUAGUAAUAUGGGGCAGUACCCCGCACAAGGUGGACCCCAUAACAAAGGCUCUGCAGCGCCUUCCGCUGUGUUGGCGGCCCUUCUGUUGGCUGUGGCUGCUGGCACCCUGCUUUGAGCUUCUCCACUGGGAAACCUCCCUCCUGUCCUAGUUCCCUGGCCCUGGGCACCUUCUCUUCCCAUACUUCCCUUUCCCACCACUGGGCUGGGCUGGCCCAGCCCCUGUUCUUCCAGUCUCCCCCAGCCUCCCCAGCUUCUGCUGCACUGGUUUGCGGCUUCGGGAAAUAAAAGUUACUGUUGUGUAUCUCCUGCCGGGUGUCCUAGCUUUUUGAGGGCAGUGAGUGGAUUCCCUUCAUCCUUGUCUCUCCCUCACCUCCACAUGGUGCCUGGAGCAGAGAGGUCAGAGCUGUCACAGGGAAGGUGUGAGAGGCAGUGCGAAGCCUCCUAUUUGCUUUCUCUCAGUCCAGCUGGAAUAUGGGGGGCAGCGAGGAUUUACAGUUCCUUCCUCUGAUGGCUGCUGCACCUGCACUCCGUCUUUGUGGGAAUUAUUUUGGCGUCUUCUUACUAGACUGUGAGCUCCUCAAGAGCAGGGACUGGGCCUUGUGCCUCCUUGUGGUCUCUUUCUGGCACAGAAAGGCCUCAAUAAAAAUUUAAUUACUUUG
Manis pentadactyla (Chinese pangolin) is the source of this 1954-nucleotide messenger RNA. RefSeq names its product ly6/PLAUR domain-containing protein 3-like. Lineage: Eukaryota; Metazoa; Chordata; Mammalia; Pholidota; Manidae. The transcript has 6 exons. The record is from RefSeq and is a predicted model, not a curated record. Bases 1 to 1410 code for a protein of 469 amino acids. Gene Ontology annotation, cellular component: plasma membrane.